Fulmarus glacialis (Northern fulmar) is the source of this 710-nucleotide messenger RNA. RefSeq names its product squalene monooxygenase-like. Gene Ontology annotation, biological process: cholesterol metabolic process; sterol biosynthetic process. Gene Ontology annotation, cellular component: membrane; endoplasmic reticulum. Gene Ontology annotation, molecular function: flavin adenine dinucleotide binding; squalene monooxygenase activity. The annotation marks the transcript as partial. The record is from RefSeq and is a predicted model, not a curated record. The transcript is spliced from 6 exons. NCBI's taxonomy places the organism in Eukaryota, Metazoa, Chordata, Aves, Procellariiformes, Procellariidae.
GAACUUCAUGCACCACUUACUGUUGUAGCUGAUGGACUUUUCUCCAAGUUUAGAAAAAACUUGGUCUCCAACAAAGUUACCGUUUCGUCCCAUUUUGUUGGUUGCAUUUUGAAGGAUGCACCACAGUUUAAAGCUAAUUAUGCUGAACUUGUUUUAGCUAAAACUAGUCCAGUGCUAAUAUAUAGGAUUUCUUCAACUGAGACUCGGGUCCUUGUUGAUAUUCGAGGGGAAAUGCCAAAAAAUUUAAAAGAAUACAUGAUUGAGAACAUUCAUCCACAACUACCUGAUCACUUAAAGGAACCAUUCAUAAUAGCAGUUCAGAAUGAUCGUUUAAGGACUAUGCCAGCCAGCUUCUUGCCUCCUUCAGCUGUUAACAAAAAAGGUGUUCUUCUUUUAGGAGAUGCAUAUAAUAUAAGACACCCUCUAACUGGUGGAGGAAUGAGUGUUAUUUUAAACGAUGUUAAAAUCUGGAGAAGUUUGCUCCAGGAUAUUCCAGACCUUUAUGAAGAUUCUGAUGUUCUUAAGGCAAAAAGAACAUUUUACUGGUCAAGAAAAAAAUCUCAUUCUUUUGUAGUGAAUGUUCUUGCCCAGGCACUUUAUGAACUCUUUGCUGCCACAGAUGAUUCCUUGCAUCAGCUAAAGAAAGCCUGUUUCCAUUACUUCAGACUUGGUGGAGAGUGUGUCUCGGGUCCUGUUGGACUGCUGUCUGU